Messenger RNA from Lasiosphaeria miniovina, 279 nucleotides. RefSeq lists its product as uncharacterized. NCBI's taxonomy places the organism in Eukaryota, Fungi, Ascomycota, Sordariomycetes, Sordariales, Lasiosphaeriaceae. The annotation marks the transcript as partial. The transcript has a single exon. The record is from RefSeq and is a predicted model, not a curated record.
UCCGCCAUCGGCCUUUCACCAUUUCCGCACCGACAACCCAGCCAGCCAGCCAGCCAGCCAGCCAGCCAGCCAGUCAGCCAGUCAGCCAUCCAAUUGAAUGAAUGAAUUGGGGGAGAGGGAAGGAGGGGGAUUCUGCAUGCACAUCCAUCAUACGAUAGGCCAUCAGCAGUUCAGCAUAGCACGCAAGCGUCCCUCCACGGCCGUACAUAAUUGGUUCAAAGUCCUACCAUACAUCCAUACAUCCAUACAUCCAUACAUCCAUACAUCCAUACAUCCAUA